Molecule: messenger RNA, 1946 nt
Organism: Pungitius pungitius (ninespine stickleback)
Lineage: Eukaryota; Metazoa; Chordata; Actinopteri; Perciformes; Gasterosteidae
Product: phosphatidylinositol transfer protein beta isoform-like
Exons: 12
Coding region: 140-958 (272 amino acids)
Biological process (GO): phospholipid transport
Cellular component (GO): cytoplasm
Molecular function (GO): phosphatidylinositol binding; phosphatidylinositol transfer activity; phosphatidylcholine binding
Source: RefSeq, a predicted model, not a curated record
CGCCCCCCCGCGUCGCAUCUUCCAGGAAGAAACCUCCGGUCGGAGCGUAAAAGCGUCGCGCGGUGAAUGAACGUCUUUAGACCGGCUCCAAAGAGGCUCUUCUCUCCCGCGCUGCUGCUGCUGCUGCUCGGACAUCAUCAUGCUCAUCAAGGAGUUCCGAAUUGUCCUGCCCGUUUCAGUGGAGGAGUACCAAGUGGGUCAGCUGUACGCGGUAGCGGAGGCCAGCAAGAGUGAGACGGGUGGAGGAGAAGGGGUGGAGGUGAUCAGCAAUGAGCCCUACGAGAAGGAUGGAGAGAGGGGACAGUACACCCACAAGAUCUACCACCUGAAGAGCAAAGUGCCGGAUAUCCUCGCUAAGCUGGCUCCCAAAGGGUCUCUGGUGGUGAAAGAGGAGGCAUGGAAUGCGUAUCCGUACUGUAAAACCGUCAUUACAAAUGUCUACAUGAAGGAAAAGUUCACCCUGACCAUCGAGACCUGGCACAAGCCGGAUAUGGGGGAGCAGGACAACGUACACGGACUGGACAAAAGCCAACUGGAAAAAAGGACAAUCGUUGACAUUGAUAUUGCUGACAACAGUUGCAUAAACCCAAAGGAAUACAACAAAGAUCACGACCCGGCCAUCUUCAAGUCACAGAAGACCGGCAGGGGCCCUCUGGGGCCCGACUGGAAGAAAGAACUCGCCGCCAACCCCGACUGCCCCCGCAUGUGCGCCUAUAAGCUCGUCACCAUCGAAUUCAAGUGGUUUGCAAUCCAGGGCACCGUGGAAAACCUGAUUCAGAAGUUCGAGAGGCGUCUCUUCACCCACUUCCACAGGCAGCUGUUCUGCUGGAUCGACAGGUGGUUCGACCUGUCGAUGGACGACAUACGGCGCAUGGAGGAGGACACCAAGAAGGAGCUGGAUGAGAUGAGGGUCAACGGGGACUGUAAAGGUUUGGGAGCUAUUGACGACGGCAACUGAUCGGCUCCACCAGAUCGUCUUCCUGCAAAAAGAGGAUUUAAAGUUCCCGCCUUAGAAACCACCCGAUGGGCAGAAUCAAGACCACCACACCUGCGUCCAAAUAAAAUUUGCUGUCAAUAAGAGCUCGUUAUCGUAAAGCAACUGUGUGCAUCAACCUACUACAUUUGAACACAACUACAGCAGCUUUUACUUUAUUUUUAUUGGAGGAUUGGAGGAUGAAGGCUUCUUGCUUUUUCCUGUUGGGUCCUCUUGUGUUCUGCAAUAUUAGGUGUGGGCUGUCGCUGAGGAACCAUUUCUAACCACUGCUAUCCCAUUUUAAUUGCAGUUAUUUGUUUUUCUUCUUGUUUUUUUGUAUUGUUCUCAGUGAUUUGUUUUUUUUUUAUUUAUUGUUAAAAACAAUGUGUCUCCUUGCCACAAAAGCUACAGUUUCACAUUCCAUGUUCCUGAAACCCGUCGACCCUCCGUCAUCGUUUUCAUGUAAAUCAUCGUCAGGUGGUGGCAGGAGGCCGUACAAAUACAGCUUAUGUAAAAACGACUACAUAUGAGACGUGUACUUUUAUUUAGGAUAAUAAAACUCUGGUGUACCUGAUGAUGAGGUGGUUGCUUUUAGCCCAGUGUGGAGAUGUCCGAUUCGGGUGGAGGUUUUUGGGUGUGGUGUUUGAUAAUUGUUUUGGCCUUACAUCUCUGUAAAUCUUGUCUUGUUGCAUGAGAACCUGGAUUUAAAUGUGAUGAUGAUGAUGAUGAUGGUACACUGGAUUUUGCAUUUGCGCCAUAAGUUGAGAUAUUUGUACAUUCUUCAGCUGGAUAAAAGUUUACAUAAGUGAGCAAACACGUCACGUUUGACCUGACUGGAAAAGGCUUCUAUUGUUUGCUGCACUCACAAAUCUUGGAUCAUAAGAAAUGUCCCAACGUCAAAAAAAAAAAAAUCAUAAAAAGUAACAGCUUCCUUUGUGUUUUUCUCACUGGAAUUUUUUUGUAUUGACACUGA